AUUUAUUAGAUACGAAUAUUUUGCUAUGCCAAAAAAUUAGCAUCGUCUGAACGUCAACAAACGUUUUGACAUUUCAAAGCAUUUAAAGAAUCAGAAAUCGAACACAUGUAAAAAUGACGGAAGACAUUCCAAGUAAACUUAUCUACACACAAAUAUGCAAACAGGGUGCUGUCAGAGCUGUAAGAUUCAACGUUGAUGGCUCAUACUGCCUGAGCUGUGGAAGUGACAAGAGUGUAAAACUGUGGAAUCCACACAGACAGUUGUUGCUUAAGUCGUAUAUUGGUCAUGGGUAUGAAGUUCUUGAUGCCCAGAGCUCAGGAGACAACAGUCAGAUAUGCUCCUGUGGUAUGGAUAAAACUGUGAUAGUAUUUGAUGUGGCCUCUGGGAAAUCUCUGAGAAGAUAUCGAGGGCAUGCAGGAACAGUUAACUGUGUUAGGUUUAAUGAAGAGUCAACGCUGGUUUUGUCUGGUUCUAUAGACAGUACUGUGAAAAUAUGGGAUUUAAAAUCAAGAAAAAUGGAACCAGUCCAGGUUUUAGAUGAAUCGAAGGACAGUGUUACUUGUAUACAAGUUUCCGAUCAUGAAAUACUUACUGGUUCAGCAGAUGGUAGAAUAAGAAGAUAUGAUCUCAGAAAUGGCAAACUACACACAGACCUUAUAGGAAAAUCUGUAACUAGUGUCAACUUUACAAGAGAUGCACAAUGUGUGUUAGUAUCUACACUUGACAACAGUUUGAAACUGAUGGACAAAGAUUCGGGUGAAAUGCUUAAUGAAUAUACUGGACACAAGAACAGUGAUUAUAGAAUAGAUAGCUGCUUAAACAGUAAAGACACACAUAUACUGAGUGGAUCUGAGGAUGGUUUUGUUUAUAUCUGGGAUCUUAUAGAGGGCAAAGUGAUACAUAAACUGGCACAUGAGGGCCAGAAAGUUGUACAUUCUCUGACAUAUCAUCCAUCUGAGACUUGUCUAGUUACUGCAGCUGGUGACAAAAUGUUUGUAUGGAAGUCAAAAUAUGCUUCUAGCCUUGAUACAUGAAAGAAGUUAAAGUGCCAUUACGAGGUGGAAGUCAAAAUAUGUUGAUAGCCAUGAUACAUGAAGGAAAUUGAAAUGGCAUUGUGGUAUUAGAUGGAGGUCUAAAAAUGUUGCCAGCCUUGAUACAGGGUAGAAAGCAAAGUGCCAUCCUAGGAUAGAAGUAAAAAGAUGUUGCUAGCUUAUACUCCAUAAAAAUGUGCUAUUCUGAUUGGUUAUAUCG
Molecule: messenger RNA, 1251 nt
Organism: Ruditapes philippinarum (Manila clam)
Lineage: Eukaryota; Metazoa; Mollusca; Bivalvia; Venerida; Veneridae
Product: WD repeat domain-containing protein 83-like
Exons: 7
Coding region: 114-1034 (306 amino acids)
Biological process (GO): mRNA splicing, via spliceosome
Cellular component (GO): catalytic step 2 spliceosome
Molecular function (GO): protein binding
Source: RefSeq, a predicted model, not a curated record